Dama dama (fallow deer) is the source of this 5871-nucleotide messenger RNA. RefSeq lists its product as uncharacterized. The record is from RefSeq and is a predicted model, not a curated record. Gene Ontology annotation, biological process: proteolysis; virion assembly. NCBI's taxonomy places the organism in Eukaryota, Metazoa, Chordata, Mammalia, Artiodactyla, Cervidae. Gene Ontology annotation, molecular function: zinc ion binding; RNA-DNA hybrid ribonuclease activity; aspartic-type endopeptidase activity.
AUGACCAGAAGCAUAAAGGAUGUCAGCCACUUAAGAGCCACUCUUUCUCUUCAGAGCCGAGCUGCCAGAGACCUGAUUCCCAGCAGCCCUUGCGCAGGCCAGCGGACGCGCUGGGAGGCAGCCGACUCCGCGGGAAGGCUUUUUAUAAAGGGGGAGCCAGCCGGCGUAAGGCCAAGGCCAGCGGACGCGCUGGGAGGCAGCCGACUCCGCGGGAAGGAAAGUUCCUCUCCCGACCCCGAGUCUGAUGAACAGCGGACGUCAUUCGGUAAGGUGAAUCUGCCACCGGGAGGCAAGAAAAUUCAGGGGGCCCGAAAACCCAGCGCUGUGUCGUCGGCCGACGUUUAUCUAGAAAUGGAGAUAAGGCCUCCGCCAUAUGUGCCCUCCUUGCAAUCCCCUCCGAGGAGAGAAGCUCCCACAGGUGAACCGAGAGGAUUAAGAGGGCCAACGGGAACCAACCAUGAGGGGGGACCGGCAUUGGGGACCCGGGGGAAAACUAAGGGAGAUAGGGGUAAGCAAGACCCUGGGGACCUAGAGUUACCUUCAUCCACUGUUCAGGCGCUCCCUGUCCGAGUGGGACCAACUAACCCGGACGGAGAGCGAACCUAUCAGUACUGGCCCUUUUCCACGAGUGACCUGUACAAUUGGAAGACCCAAAACCCUCCUUUCUCAGAGAAGCCCCAAGGCCUCAUUGACCUCUUAGAUUCCAUUUUGUUCACUCAUAAUCCCACCUGGGAUGAUUGUCAGCAGCUGUUGCAGGUGCUCUUCACCACGGAAGAACGGGAGCGAAUUCUGGCAGAGGCGAGGAAACGGGUACCAGGGGUCGACGGGAGGCCAACUGCCCAGCCUCAUCUUGUGGACGAGGGGUUUCCCCUGUUGCAGCCUAACUGGGAUUUUGAGCGAGUGGAAAGUAGGGAGCGUCUCUGAGUAUACCGCCAGACUCUAAUGGCUGGCCUGCGGGCUGCAGCAAAAAAGCCGACAAAUCUGGCAAAGGUAAAUUUAGUAAGGCAAGAGCCCACUGAAAGCCCGGCAGCCUUCCUAGAGAGGCUGAUGGAAGCUUUCAGGCAAUAUACACCUAUGGACCCCCAGGCUGAGGAGUCACGCACUGCAGUUUUGUUAGCGUUUGUGAAUCAGGCAGCCCCAGAUAUUAGGAAGAAAUUACAAAAAGUAGAGGGAUUGGGAAAACAGACAAUACAGGAUUUACUGAAAGUAGCUGAAAAGGUAUUUAAUAAUAGGGAGACCCCAGAAGAAAGGGAAGAGCGAAUUCGGCGGGAGGAAAGGGAAUUAGCGGAGAAGAUCAGGAAAGAAAACAGGGAACAUAGGGCUAGAGAAAACCGGAAGAACCAGAAGGAGCUAGCCCAGAUUCUUUUUGCGGGGAUAAAGGCUGGAACAGAAUUGAGGGAACCUCGAAACCCCCGGACGAGAAAAAAAAACAAACCAAAAAGGCAGGCCCUAAAGAAGGAUCAGUGCGUCUACUGCAAAGAACAGGGGCACUGGAAAAACGAGUGCCCUAAGAGGGACUCAAAGAGAGGAAUGACCCAGAGAGAAAAAAUUCCCCCUGGAACUCGAGUUCUAUAUGCGGGGGAAGACAGUGACUAGGGGAGUCGAGACUCGGCACCCCUCCCCGAGUCCUGGGUAACCAUACAUGUGGAGGGGAAACCCGUUGGCUUCAUGGUAGAUACUGGCGCCCAACACUCUGUUUUAAAUAAAAAACUGGGACCAAUGUCUAAGAAAGCCAGCUUAGUGCAAGGAGCCACGGGGACAAAAAGAUAUUGUUGGACCACAGAACGGAAAGUAAAUCUGGGGACCCACCAGGUGUCCCAUUCGUUUUUGGUGAUACCAGAAUGCCCAGCCCCUCUACUUGGAAGAGACUUGUUGACUAAAGUUAAUGCUCAGAUCCAUUUUGACCCCGGGGGAAUGUCAGUCACGGAUGGACUUGGACAACCGAUACAUGUCUUGUCCCUAGCCUUAAGGGAUGAAUACAGACUUUUUGCGCCUAAGCCCUCAGAGACCAUAGCACUAGAUGUACAACCGUGGGUCCAUAAAUAUCCAUUGGCCUGGGCAGAAACAGCAGGAAUGGGACUAGCUAAACAGAGACAUCCGGUCGUCAUCGAGCUAAAGGCUGAGGCAAUUCCUGUGAGGGUGAGACAGUACCCUAUGAGCCAAGAAGCUCGGCGGGGGAUCACUCCCCACAUUCGACGGCUCAUGGAGGCCGGAAUUCUCAGGCGAUGCCAAUCCCCUUGGAACACCCCCUUACUGCUGGUGAAGAAGCCAGGGGGGACGGAUUACAGACCUGUCCAAGACCUGCAAGAAGUCAACAAACGGGUGAGUGACAUACACCCAACUGUCCCUAACCCGUAUACUCUCCUGAGCAGUUUACUGCCUGAGUACACUUGGUACACUGUGCUGGACUUGAAAGAUGCCUUUUUCAGCCUACCCCUGGCAGUCCAGAGCCAGGAGAUAUUUGCCUUUGAGUAGACUGAGGGGGAAGGCCAACCGGUAGUACAAUUAACUUGGACCCGCCUCCCACAGGGGUUCAAGAACUCCCCUACCUUGUUUAAUGAGGCUCUGAGUGAAGACCUCUACGAAUAUCGGGCUUGCCACCCAGAGGUCAUUCUGCUACAAUAUGUAGAUGACCUUAUGUUGGCUGGAACCACAGAGGAAGCUUGCAGCCAUGCCACUGGGGACCUAUUACAGACCCUAGGCAUCUUGGGGUAUCGCGCUAGCGCAAAGAAGGCACAAAUAGCCCGGCAAGAGGUCACCUAUUUGGGGUAUAAAAUCAGGCAGGGGCAAAGGUGGCUAACCCAGGCCAUGAAAGAAACAAUAUUGCAGAUACCAGAGCCCAAAAACCCUCGCCAGGUGAGAGAGUUCCUGGGGACUGUUGGAUAUUGCAGACUGUGGAUUAUGGGGUUUGCUGAGAAGGCCCGGCCCUUAUAUGAGGAAAGUAAAGAGACCCCAAAGUGGACUUGGACUGAGCCAAUGAAACAGGCUUUCCAGACACUCAGACGGGCCCUACUAGAAGCCCCAGCCCUUGCCCUGCCUAACCCAAAUAAGUCAUUCCAGCUGUUUGUAGAUGAAAAGCAAGGAAUAGGAAAGGGGGUCUUGACUCAACAAUGGGGACCAUGGAAGCGGCCGGUAGCAUACCUUUCGAAGCGAUUAGACCCGGUGGCCGCUGGGUGGCUCCCUUGCCUUCGCAUCAUUGCAGCUACAGCCCUCCUCGUCCACGACGCUGACAAGUUGACGUAUGGACAGCAACUCUCGGUUUACACCCCCCACGCAGUGGAAGGGGUUUUAAAGCAGCCGCCGGGUAAGUGGAUCUCCAAUGCCCGCUUGACACACUACCAGGCCUUGCUGCUCGAUGCCCCACGGGUGCGUUUUCAGACCCCUUGCUCCCUAAAUCCGGCCACGCUCCUACCCAACCCAGAGAAGGACAGCCCUCUCCAUGAUUGCAGUGAGAUACUGGCUGAGGCCCUGGCGGCACAAAAAGACUUAACUGAUGUACCCCUAAGCAACAGUGAGCUAGUAUGGUUCACCGAUGGGAGCAGUUAUAUAAAAGAUGGGCAAAGAAAGGCGGGAGCCGCCAUAGUUGAUGAUUCAGGGCGGACGAUAUGGGCUGAGACACUACCCCCAAACACUUCUGCACAAAAAGCAGAAUUGAUUGCCCUAAUACAGGCUCUGGAGCAAGCCAAAGGGAAGAGAGUCACCAUUUUUACUGACAGCCGAUAUGCUUUCAGCACUGCCCAUAUUCAAGGUCCCAUAUACCAAGAAAGGGGAUUUCGGACAGCUGAGGGAAAAGAGGUCAAAAAUCUGCCUGAGAUUCGCAGGCUCUUGGAAGCUGUCCAACUACCCCGGGCAGUAGCUAUAGUACAUGUCCCCGGUCACCAGAAGGGAGAAGACCCUAAGGCGCGAGGCAAUCGUGCUGCUGAUGCGGCCGCUCGAGAAGCGGCUAGCCGGGACUAUGCCGCCCCCAUAUUAGCCGUGGGCCUUCCACCCCCUGGUAUGGGGACCUUGCCACCAGUUCCCGAAUAUUCCCUCCCUGAUCUCGCCUGGAUCAACAAGGAUACCACCCUCCAGAAAGAUGACCAAGAUGGAUGGUACCGAGACCAAAACAACAACCUGAUCUUGCCUGCCACCCUGGGUCGUCACCUGUGUGAACACCUGCACACAACUACGCACUUGGGAGAAAAAAAGACCCUAACACUUCUCCAGAUGGCCUGCCUGAGGUUCCCUCGACAAAAUGCAACUGUACGAGAGAUAAUUCAAGCCUGCGAAGCGUGCCAGCUGAUGAGGGCAGAGAAGAAGCAGCACUCGGGAACGAGGUACCGAGGGGAAAAGCCAGGGCAACAUUGGGAGAUAGAUUUCACCGAGGUAAGGCCAGACAAGUAUGGGUACCGCUAUCUGUUGAGGUGGGAUGUCGGAAACAGAGAUCUAGUUAGCCUCACCUUCAAGGACCGUAGACACCAGGGGCCUCAGGUACGAGUACGAUUUAACCAGGAACGGGCGAAAAAAGAAAACCGCUGGACCUCAGGACUGACUUGGGGUUUUCAGCUUCACGUAAAUUGGCCCGGCCCCUACCCAGGCGAGCUUUUAAUCAUUAAACAGGUUAUUGAGCCGGUGCAGGUACAUAGUUUAGGUCCCAAUCUGGUCAAAGCAUUACAGGGGCACAAGGCGACCCCCAAGCCAACCCCCUUCAGACCAAGCUUGCCAGGAACAUUUAACAUCUCUUCUACCCCGAGCCUCAGAGGCAAACUGACAGAAACCCCUGGCCCUCUGGCUGUUACCAUUAGCUCAGCAAUUCAGGACCCGCUAUGGGCCUUAGUGAAUGCAGCCUUUACGGUCAUAAACCAUACCAACCCUAAUGCAACCCAGUCCUGUUGGCUUUGUUAUAAUCUUCACCCCCCCUUCUAUGAGGCCAUAGGCCUCAAAGUCUCUUACCACUUAUCUUCAGGCCAGGACCCACCCCCAUGCCGAUGGAAAGAACGCAAGGUUGGCCUCACAAUGAAUAAAGUUUGGAGACAGGGACUCUGUUUGGGCACAGUGCCACGUGAUAAAACUUCCCUCUGUGCCCAGACUAUUAGUAACCUACGCUUAUAUGGCAAAAAUUGGAUUGUGCCAGAGGUUGGGGGCUGGUAGAUUUGUUCACAUACUGGGCUAACCCCAUGUUUAAAUGUGAAGGUUUUUAACCAGAGUCAAGAAUUCUGUGUCCUGGUUGCUGUAAUGCCAAAAAUCUUAUACCACUCUGAAGAGGUUAUGUACUCACAUUGGGACCGAGAAUUGCUAAGACAAAAGAGAGAGCCAAUCAGUGCGAUCACCAUGGCAGCCUUGUUCAGUCUUGGGCUAGCAGGAGCAGGGACAGGAAUAGCUUCACUAUCUCUGCAAGGCCAAGGGUUUUCUUCCCUACGAGCCGCCAUAGAUGAAGAUAUAACUCGCAUAGAAGAAUCAAUCAGCCACUUAGAGAAGUCUCUGACUUCCUUGUCUGAGGUGGUCUUGCAAAAUAGGAGAGGAUUAGACUUGAUUUUUCUCCAACGGGGUGGGGUCUGCGCGGCUCUGGGAGAAAAAUGUUGUUUCUAUGCAGACCAUACAGGAGUGGUAAGAAAAUCUAUGGCAAAAAUAAGAGAAGGGCUGGUGCAACGAAAGAGAGAACGGGAGGCCCAACAGGGAUGGUUUGAGUCUUGGUUUCAACGCUCCCCCUGGCUGACCACCUUAGUUUCCACCCUCCUGGGCCCGCUUAUAGUGCUAUUAUUAACACUUACAUUUGGCCCUUGUAUUUUAAACCGGCUAAUGUCAUUUAUUAGAAAACGUCUAAAUACCAUUCAGAUUAUGGUAUUGAGGCAGCAAUAUCAGAUGGUAGCCCAGGAUAAAGAGAAAGAUUCC